AAAGCAUAUUCAUCUCUAACAUACAGAUAUGGCAACUUCUUCAAUACUUUGUUCUUUUAUUCUUCUUAUUCUUUUCUCAUCCUUUUCUUUGCAAACUUCUGCUGAUAGCACUCAACGUUUCAUUCAAUGUUUAACCAAAUAUGCCAAGAACUCAGAAUCUAUUAGUCAAGUUGUUUUCACCCCAGCCAAUGCCUCAUACAAUCCUAUUUUGCAGCUCAACUUGCAAAACCUUCGAUUCAAUACUUCCGGAACCCGUAAACCUCUAGCCAUUGUUACACCAAUUGAGGAAACUCAAAUCCAAACGGUGAUUUACUGCGCUAGAAAAAAUAGCAUGAACGUUCGGACUCGUGGUGGAGGCCACGAUUUCGAAGGUGUUUCGUAUACAGCUGAAGUGCCGUUUGUGUUACUUGAUAUGAUUAAUUUUAACAGAGUUAACAUAGACUUGAAAACGAGCACUGCAUGGGUUCAGUCUGGUAUUAGCCUUGGGGAAUUUUACUAUAGAAUUUCGCAAAAAAGUGAUGUUCUUGCGUUCCCCGCGGGGUUAUUGUCAAGUGUUGGACUUACUGGCCUUCUUGGGGGUGGAGGAUACGGUAUGCUGAAGCGAAAAUAUGCUCUGUCUGCUGAUAAUACAUUGGAUGCACGUAUUGUGGAUUACAAUGGGAAAAUUCUUGACAGGAAAUCCAUGGGAGAAGAUUUGUUUUGGGCCAUUAGAGGUGGUGAUCCUGCUAGUUUCUGUGUUGUUCUCGAGUUGAAAUUACAGUUGGUUCCUGUCCCGAAAUCAGUGACCUAUUUCGCGGUCCAAAGAACUCUGGAACAAAAUGGAUCAGCGCUAUUUCAAAAAUGGCAAGCCACAGCUGCCAAUGUGUUUCCAAGAGAUUUGGAUGUUAGAGUUGUAGUUGAUACUAUUACAAGCAACUCAAGUCCCCGCCAAGAUAAGAAAACCGUCAGAUUCGUCUUCCAAUGCUUGUAUCUUGGUAAAAUCGACACCUUACUUCCAAUCAUGCAAAAAUAUUUCCCGGAGUUAGGCUUGGUGAGAGACGAUUGUACCGAAACCAGUUGGAUCAAAACGGCUCCAAUGUUUUCAGGCUUUCCCGUAGGGACUGAUCCAACAAUUUUACUCAACAAAACAGCCAUUCCAAGAAAUAGUGUCAAGAUAAAGUCGAGUUUCACAACACAACCAAUUUCGUUGGAAGGACUUAAUGGGAUAUGGGACUUGUGGCUCAAGCAACCAGUACAAACCACGCUCAUUCAGUAUACGCCAUUCGGUGGGAUAAUGAACGAGUUUGCAGAGUCUGCACUUCCAUUUCCCCAUCGUCCUGGUGUCUUGUACAUGAUAAACAUGGCCGUGACUCUGGCUCAAAAUGAGGAAGCAACUCUACAGUGGAUUAAUGAUUUAUUUAAAUACUAUGCUCCAUACGUGACCAAGAACCCUAGAACUUCAUACGUGAAUUACAGGGAUGCUGAUCUCGGGAUAGGAAGCAGGACAUUUCAACAGGCAAGCAUAUGGGGGAAGAAGUAUUACAAGAAUAAUUUUGAUAGGUUAGUGAAGAUUAAGUCUGUAGUUGACCCUCUCAAUUUCUUCAACCACAAGCAGAGCAUUCCUCUCCUCAUGUGAUAGAAACAAACUAAUAUCCGUGGUCAUUAAUUUCUUGAGAAAGUGUCAUGCCAGUCGUGGUCAUUAAUUUCUUGAGAAAGUGUCAUGCCAGUUUUUUGGUUGUGUAAAUGUUUGUUCAAAGUGAAAUAAAUCAUAUUUUUUACUA
This is a messenger RNA of Daucus carota subsp. sativus, 1760 nucleotides long. RefSeq names its product berberine bridge enzyme-like 24. The transcript has a single exon. Bases 29 to 1615 code for a protein of 528 amino acids. Lineage: Eukaryota; Viridiplantae; Streptophyta; Magnoliopsida; Apiales; Apiaceae. Gene Ontology annotation, molecular function: FAD binding; oxidoreductase activity. The record is from RefSeq and is a predicted model, not a curated record.